AUGUGUCCAUCAAGUUAUUUCGGAGAACGUUGUGAAAAUCAACGAGAACGAAUUUCCAUAGUUCUACAUGUCGUUUCCUCACCAAAAUUUCAAAGAAAUAACGCCAUUAAAGUUAUUUUGUAUUUAGUUGAUACGGCAUCUCAACAGAUUUUAGCAGAUGAAGAAAUUUUGCAUUUUCCCUAUGUUCAUUCAUCGUACAAACAUUUAGUUUUGCUAUCCUCUGAUCGAGCUCCUCAUUCUUUUGUUCGUAUUGAUACAUAUGAAGUGGAUAUGAAACAAGUCAUUGGCUAUCGUGCAUCCUGGAAAUACGACCUUCCUUUUCCAUUUUUACCUGUACGUCGAUUAGCUAUUCGACUUGUCUUGUCAGAUGAUAAUGGUUUCUCAGCUCAAACUGGAUUCACAUGUCACACAUGCAUUCAUGGCCAAUGUUUACCAUAUCAAAAUUCUGAUGACGUGUUUUGUCAAUGCUACGAUGGAUGGACUGGUAUCGGAUGUAAUGAAUCUUUCAUUUGUGCAUCAGGAGCGAUGCCUAUUAAUUCAAAUCGAUGUAUAUGUCCAAUGAAUCGCUAUGGUACUCGAUGCUUUAUCUCAAACAUUGCUGUAUGUCAAUGUCGCAAUGGAGGUACUUGUAUACUGCUAGAUGCUCGUGCUGGACAAAGUGCAUGUUUGUGUUCAGAAAAUUAUUUUGGUCAGUAUUGUGAACGACAACAUGCUAGUCUCAAAAUAACAACAUUUGAUAAAUAUCAGCCUGAAAUAUUACCUAUCGUUCUAAUUCAGUUCAUCCAAUUUCAUGAAUCGGACUACACGUAUUUUGAAAGUACAAUUUUAUUUGAACGUAUUUCAACUAUUCGAGCUCUUUCAAUAUAUCACAUCGAUCACGAAAGUCUACCACCUAUGGUUAUUAGUAAAAUCUUUUACAGCUCAUCAGCUGAAGAUUAUGCUUAUUAUAUUAUUUUACAAGUACCCUUGCUCAUAUUUCGAAAGGAUUUUCAACUCAAAUAUGUAGAGACACAACUAGAAACAAGACAAAAAUGUUCAGAUGUACGUAAGAUGAAAAUUUUCAAGACACCUAUUAAUAUACUUACAUAUCCAUACAUCAAACGUAUUAAAUAUUAUCUUCGUGUAUGCUUCCAAAACAAUAUAACAUGUUUUCAUGAUGAGAUCUAUUUUUGUUCGUGUCCUACACAAAAAAACCAUACUGUAAUGUGCAAAAUCUACGAUCACAAUCGAGAAAAAUGUCAAACGUCUAGUUAUUGUCUCAAUGGAGGUUUAUGCAUUGAAAAUCGACGUAAAGGAAUAGUUGAAUUUGCAUGUCUAUGUAUAUCAUGUCAUUACUAUGGCUCACUAUGUCAAUUCUCAACAGGGCAACAAGGUUUAUCACUCGAUGCAUUGAUUGGCGUUGAGAUGCGUACAGGAAAAACUCUAUCAAAACAAUCGAUACUAAUCAAAAUGAGUCUGACCAUCCUUACAUGUAUGAUUACACUUGGAUUCAUCGGAAAUAUCUUGUGUGCAAUAACAUUCGUUAGAAAAAAAUCUCGAGAAGUAGGAUGUGGCUAUUAUUUGUUUCUUAUAUCAAUAUAUAAUCAACUUGCAUUAAUACUACUUGGUUUGAGAUUUGUAUAUCUUCUUAUCACUCAAAUGAUAUUAUCAAAUAAUCGAAUUCAAUUGCUUUUUCUAUGUCAAUGUCUUGAAUUUGGGCUAACACUCUUUCCAAAUCUUUCCAAUUGGCUAUCAGCAUGUGUGAGUGUAGAGCGGACAUAUGUAGUAUCAUAUGGUACUUUCUUUAGUCGAAAGAAAAGUGUACGUGCUGCUAAGCUAUUAUGUAUUAUUUUGUUGAUAGUACUUGGUGGUAUGACUGUACAUGAACCUAUGACACGUUAUUUGAUUGAAGAUCCUCGCUUGGGUCGGUAUACUUAG
Rotaria sp. Silwood2 is the source of this 1917-nucleotide messenger RNA. NCBI's taxonomy places the organism in Eukaryota, Metazoa, Rotifera, Eurotatoria, Philodinida, Philodinidae. The record is from the annotation of a GenBank genome assembly.